AUGUCUGAUGAGCAAAGGCUGUCGCUAUUGGCAGCAAACAAAGACGCUGAUCUCGAACCUGAUACCGACUUGGAGCGGUCGGGGGGCACUUCCUCUGCUGAUCCCACUACAUCCUUAAACCCAUCUACAUCUUCCCCAGAGCCCGAACCCCAGGGAACCCGCUGGGCCCCGUGGCAUCCUCAGACAUGGAAAGAUUCGGUCAAGAGCUUCUUUUCUGCAUUGGUUCUGGGUCCUGCGUAUCCUAGGGACGACCCACCUCGACCCAUCUCUAAGCUCAGACCGCUAGAGCUUCUUCCAGAUAGAUUCCGGCAAAAAACUUCUCCCAAUGUUCGAAUCAUCGCUUUAUUGCUAUACGUGCUUGUGUGGGUAGCUAUUUGGGCACGAGUGCUACUUCCGUACUUCACUGAGGUGCCCCAAGUAAGUGGUGAUCCAGACGCCUCGGCGAUCUCUCUUACUUGUGAAGGUGCAGUGGACUUCUGGAAGGGGAAAAACGCUGCAUGUGGACUAGAUGCCCAUCUUUGCCCAAAACUUCCUGAAGAUGAGGAUGUGAUCAUCAGAUGUCCUGCUCUUUGUGAUAGGGGCAGCUGGCUCUACUCCCUGAGGGCAGUAGGGGACCAGAUGAUCAAGUACAGGGGUUUUUUUGUGGGUGGAGGAAGCAAAGAUAGUGGAAAAGAUGGUGCUAUCACACACCCUUAUAGAGCGGACUCAUUUCCUUGUGGGGCUGGCGUCCACGCAGGGAUCAUUUCUCCUUUCUUUGGUGGUUGCGCUAGAGCUUCAUUCAAAAGCGGGCCACAAACCUCGUUUGAAGCGACUAAAGGCAAGUACGGCGUUUCCGACUCUAUUGCAUUUAAAUCGUUUUUCCCAUCCUCAUACGUGUUUAAGGACAUCGACGCCUCGGUGUCGCAUUGCAAAGACCCCAGGCUCGUUGUGUUGAUCAUGAACGUUGUCCUUGGCAUACCAUUGGUCAUAUUGGGCUCAUCUGCUGUUUUUAUAUGGGGCCUCAUGUCUGUGGGAUUCUGGACCAUUAGCUUGGCCACCGAUCCGCCUACACUUGUAGACCCUGCUCGUCUGGAGACCUUCUACGAAUUGAUCUCGCUCAGCUUGGGCCGAUUUUUGCCAACUUGCUUCGUAAUGUACUUUUUGUGGAAGGUGAGUAUAAAGCGAACUUUCAGUAAGCCACAAGAAGAAAGAGAAGCUCCCAUUUCUCCCAUGGAGCCUUCAAGCUCACCAAUGUCAAGACUCAUAUUUUGGUACCCAUUUUUUUGGCUAGGUAUACUCAACAACAUAACCUUCGAUAGAUUGCCUGUCGAUAGGCUUACAUGGAAAGAUCUUCAGAAUCAACCUGGCGCCCUUCUCACAGUAUCGAUCUUUUCAGUGAUAAUUCUUGUUUGUGUAAUUACUCAGGCAUAUGCUGUAUGGCUUUCAGGACGAUUCAACAGACUCAUCAAGAUCUACAUUCUAAUGAUUGCUGCAUUGUUCCUUUUAGCAUGGAUACCUGGACUCACUCUUCGUAUCCACCACUACAUUUUCGCCUUGAUUUUCAUCCCUGGUUGCUCUACAAGAGGCCGCACCGCAUAUGUGUUCCAAGGGAUUUUACUUGGUCUCUUCCUCUCCGGUGUUGCUCGCUGGGGCUACGCCUCUAUCGCUGAGACAAACGUGUCGCUUUUACGUGGUGAGCCCGAGGGAAAUAUCACGCCGCCAAUGAUCUUCGAUGUGAAUCCUGACAAAGGCAUGCUCUACUGGGAAGACAGCUUCCCAGAGGCCACGGAGGAAGAAAAUGCCGUCGUAGGACAGGAGCUUACAAGAUACACGCAUGUAUCACUCUUGAUCAAUGAUGUCGAGAGAUAUUUGGAUGAGAAUCAAGGAAGCCUCAACAUGACACAACUUAUCAGCACCAAUGAAUUCCUCAAUGAUCUUGUUAAGAUGGCUACACAAGAUGAGGAGGAGAUCGACCUCUACUUAAGAAUCGCAAGAUACGACCCACUGAGCAAGAAACACGGAGACUAUACAAAAGCUUACAUCCUCUCGUAUCCCGGAUUCAAUCUUACCAUGGCAGCCGCUGGAGUGACUUAA
Messenger RNA from Candidozyma auris, 2073 nucleotides. RefSeq lists its product as uncharacterized. The coding region runs from base 1 to 2073 and encodes 690 amino acids. The record is from RefSeq and is a predicted model, not a curated record. Lineage: Eukaryota; Fungi; Ascomycota; Pichiomycetes; Serinales; Metschnikowiaceae. The transcript has a single exon.